CUUUCUAUCUUCUGUAUCUAAAUUUUUUUACUCUUUGAAGAGUGAUAAUUUUCACAAACAUGCUAGCGUUCCCUUCAAGGCCAGUGAUCAUGAUGGAGAGAAACCGAAAGUCCAACGUUGAACAUGCACCAAAUUGUCCUAGGUGUGCCUCUACCAACACAAAGUUUUGUUACUACAACAACUAUAGUUUGUCACAACCUAGGUAUUUUUGCAAAGCUUGCCGGAGAUACUGGACUAAGGGUGGUUCUCUCCGAAACGUCCCCGUUGGCGGCGGUUGUCGGAAAAGUCGACGUUCAAGAUCCGCUAGAAAAGACGAUAAUACCCUUCUAACACUGAAUCCCACCCUCUCCGGCAAUGAAGCUGCCGGAGCUGACAUUGAUCUGGCCGAUGUUUUCGCCAAGUACUUGAACCAAGGUACAACAAAUGAUAAUGAUCAUGAUCAAGAUAAUAUUCUUCAAGAAUCUCCCUUGGCUGAUCAAGAUUAUUGUUCUAUUGGAGCAAGCUUAUCAAAUUCUCCUUCAUUAGAUAGCUUGGUUAAUCCAAGUUCUUUUGAGAAUGAGAGUCAAUUGGAUGAGACCAUAAUUAUGGGUAAUUAUCAAGAUUAUCCUUGUGGUUUCCUUCAAGAGGAACGGAUACAAGGAGGUGAAUCAAUUCAUGAAGUAAGUGGACAAGAUUUUCUUGAUUUUAACCCAAGCUUUGUUGAAAUGCAAGCCAUGAUCGGGGAUGAAAUAAUGGGGCAAGGGGAAGAAUUUGAUUAUAACACAAGUUUUGCGUGGCAACCAACGAUGCAGUUUCAAGAAUUCGGAUCAAUUUUUGAAGAUAAUGAUCAGCUGAAGAUUUCGACAGCAAAUUUAGCCAGUGACAAUAACUACGGUUGCUCAUUUGAUCUAUCUAGCUAUGAAAUUUUUACGAGACCUUGAAGCCUAAUUUAAUUCUAAGGUGUAAGGGUCUUAUUCUUUCUCUUU
This is a messenger RNA of Nicotiana tabacum (common tobacco), 965 nucleotides long. RefSeq lists its product as uncharacterized. Gene Ontology annotation, molecular function: DNA-binding transcription factor activity; DNA binding. Gene Ontology annotation, biological process: regulation of DNA-templated transcription. The record is from RefSeq and is a predicted model, not a curated record. Lineage: Eukaryota; Viridiplantae; Streptophyta; Magnoliopsida; Solanales; Solanaceae.